Molecule: messenger RNA, 1590 nt
Organism: Durotheca rogersii
Lineage: Eukaryota; Fungi; Ascomycota; Sordariomycetes; Xylariales; Xylariaceae
Exons: 1
Coding region: 280-1338 (352 amino acids)
Source: RefSeq, a predicted model, not a curated record
CGGCUAGAUCGGGAAGGAAGAAAGCCGCACGUUCUCCUCGCGCAGCAUCUGGAAGCACGAGGGGGGGGCGUUCCUAGGGUACUCGCGGCGCCAGAGCCGUGCGUUAAGUAUAAGUAGGGCGAGGCGGGAGGGCGAAGCACGUCAAGGAGCCUCAGAGGAACGUGAUCAAGGCCCUCGCGCGCUGCGUACUCGAACUUGUCCCGAGGACUACUCCAGCUAGCUAGGGGAGCAUAUAUAUAUAUACACCUAUAUAUCUACCUUACCACGGUCCCGCCAACGAUGCUGCGCCAGCUUCUCACGGGAGCCGCGCUCUGGGGCGCGCUCGGCAGCGCGACGACGGCGACGACGUACUCGGUGACGACGGUGACGACGUGCGCGACGGCGUUCGGGUCGGGCGGGGUGCCGCCGCUGUCGCUGCCGACGGACCUGAGCCGGGCGACGACGACGUCGGCGACGACGUCGGCCGAGGUGACGGUGCCGUCGACGGUGCGCGUCACCGCUGCGCCCGUCACCACCACCGUGCGCACCUCCACCGUCUGGUUCUGGGACGCCACCACCACCACCCUGCCCGUCACCACGUCCUGGGUCCGCGUCUACGCCACCGUCGACACCGCCACCGUCCCCGUCACCGUCUGCACCGCCGGCUCUACCCCCGAAACCACCACCACCGUCUACACCGGCGCCUACACCCCCGUCCCCGGCCAGGACCCCUGGCCCCCCGCCUCCUACCCCACCCGCGCCGCCUGCACCGCCCGCGUCACCACCUGGCUGCUCCUCGCGCCCACCGCCACCUCCGGCACCACCACCGUCACCGAGACGCCGACGUCGACCGAGGUCGCCGUCACCGCCACCGUGUCGGCCACGUACUACUUCAGCGGGACGACGUACGCGGCGACGGAGACGCAGACGACGACGAGCUUCGUAGUGGGGCUGGCCUCGGCCACGGUCAGCGCGAGCUGCGCGCCGACGGCGACGGCGACGCUGGCGGCGCGGUGCGCGCCGGGCAACGUGAUCUCGGGCGUGGGGGGCCGCGGGCUGGUGUCGGGGCGGUACGCGGAGAACAUCACGGUGAUCUACGUCGGCGACGCGCGCUUCGAGGACCCCAGCCGGUGCUGCCAGCUGUGCCAGGACAACGCCGGCUGCGCCGCCAUCAUGGCCGGCAUCUCCGGCUUCUGCGGCCUCUACUACCAGGCCGCCCCCGCCGGCGGCCCCGCCUGCGGCGCCUUCUCCUUCACCUACCAGUCCCAGGCCAACUACUUCCCCGGCCAGGGCCUCUGGAUCCAGGAGGGCUGCGGCCGCGUCGAGUUCACCGGCCCCGUCGGCGGCGGCCAGAAGUAAAGAUGUUCGAAAAAGGAGAGAGAGAAAAAAAGAAAAAGAAGAAGAAAAAUCGGAUAUAGUGACAAAAUGGAGAGGGUUAAUGUCGGUACCUAGGUAAUUUAUCAAAAUUUCAUGUUGUUCCUCGGUCCUCUCUUACAACCUACUCACCUACCUGGUUUACGCAACAUCGCCUGGCGGUGCCGAUGAGGCACCCAUCUCUCAAAUGUGUGAUGGUUACAACUACAUGUUAGACUCGGGGUCGAGUUCCAAGGU